This is a messenger RNA of Nilaparvata lugens (brown planthopper), 3240 nucleotides long. RefSeq lists its product as uncharacterized. The transcript is spliced from 7 exons. The record is from RefSeq and is a predicted model, not a curated record. Lineage: Eukaryota; Metazoa; Arthropoda; Insecta; Hemiptera; Delphacidae. The coding region runs from base 182 to 1237 and encodes 351 amino acids.
UAAUAACAGCGGCCUCUGGCUCACUGCGUUCAUAACAUAACCUUACUUUCUCACCAUAUGUUCCAUCUUCCAUAUGAUAUGAAUUGAAACUAUUUGCAGCAAAGCUAUGAUAUAAUUAAUACAAUAACGUUCACUUGUAACUUGAAGAAGAAUAAGAAUUGAUAGUUGGUCCAUUGACGAAAUGAGCCAAGAAAGACUCAACUCUUACAAGAAAGAUGUUGAUUCCAUCAAACGGCUCGGUAAAGAAUGGAAUCUGAACAAUGAUGAAAUCGACCAAGUAUUAUUUGAUGCGUUCCUCUGUUUGGAGACUGAACGGCUUCAGAAAAAAUGCAGCAGCUACUCCUUAAAAUCCCUGCUUAGCUGGCGUAGUAUUCUACUAAUAUUAGCCGUCUUCACUGUUCUGUCAUCGGCCUACAUACACAAAAAGACUUUGCAGAAUGUUGUUGAGAGAAACGUCCAAGAAAUGAUCUAUCCAGGAAUGAAAGUAUUUCGAAAAAUGAUGCUGCCUCUGGUCAGAACUUUCCCAUCACUUUCCGCAUGGUACGAUGAAACAUGUUUAGUUGGCAAUCCUUAUUUUCAAGUAUCAGACAUGGAUUGCUGGCCCUGCAGCAGCACACGCAGUGUCCUCAAUUUAACAGGAGGCCAACUCUCCUCUGACCAAUACCAUUCUGGAAUACCGUUCAUAUUCAAGGAGAACCAUAUGAGAACUGUGGAAAUCAAUGAUCUGAAAGAAAUGUAUGUCGAGCAUAAAGCAGUUUUCGACGCUCAUUCGUCCCAAGUCGAAUGCUCUUAUGGAUGGUCAACGCUUGAUGAUCUGUUUUCUGAUCACUCUCCAUACAUCGGUCCUACUGACCAGCUUAAUACUAACAUUAAAUGGAGACUCAAUAGAUUGGAACCGAUCAGAUUAGUAAGAAACCUGUUUGGUACGCCCAAGAAUACGCCGCAAUACACGGCAGGAGCAGCCCCGGAAAAGUACAUAAUCAUAGAUGAACCUCAAGGACUACCCUAUCUUCUUCCACAAACCGAAGGAACAACAGUGUUUGUAGUCCAGGGCAGUGGCUCGCGUUUGAUUGUGUUGGAUCCGGCUCCUCAAUGCUCCACUCAGUGUCACCGUGUCUCUCUUGUUCUUCAACCUCAACAUAUUUUGUGGUAUAAUUGGUGGUAUUGGCGGGGUUCCAGCUUUCCUGUUUCGGGAAGCAACGACAUAAGUGUCACUUACAUUGGAUCCUAUUUCUAAAUCGAGGCGACUGUACAUUGUGCUUCAGAUUACUCCUCAGGUAUCACAUUUCAACCCAAGUAGAUUUAGAGCCCGGAACACGCAGUGGUCUUGGAGGAUAGAUACCCAAAACCGCAGAUCGUUCUCUAUGUGUCCAGGGCAUCAAGUUUUCUUCGGAUACUUGCUAGAUUAAAAAGUUAUACUAAAAAGAAAGUUAAAAAGUUAACUAAGUUAAUUAAAAAGUUAUACUAUACUACCGUCGUUUAUACCAAAGUUAUAUUAUAGUACCGUCUUUUGUAUUUGUUUUUGUAAAAUGAAAUAAAUUCAAGCAUUCAAGUUGAUUAAUGUUGUGUAACUGUUGAUAGUUCUAUACUGAUGAAUAUCUAUUACGUACAUAUUCAGAGUCUCCUAUCAUAUUGAUGUAGGUCAGCCCUACAUGGAUACUUAUCAUGUGAGCAUGGUUGUCAAGGUUUUGGCAACGAACUGUUUAUAAAAAGAUAACAAGUGAAAGCUUUGUGAUGAACGUUCCAAAUUGAUGUUGUAUUUUAUUUUUAUCCUGUUCACAAAUGUAAAAUUUAAAUGAAUGUUAAUUACAAAAGCACAUUUAUAACAGUUUUAAUGUAAACUAAAGAGUGAAGGAUUAUUUUUACCUCUUUUAAAAGAAUUUCAGUGAACUUAACAACAGAAUCAAUGUUAGUCGAGAAUUUAUAUAAUCAACUAUGUAAAAUUUAUGGAUAAAAACAAACUAAACUUAUGUUUUAAAGCAAAAAAACAACAGUGAUUUUAAAUUUCCAGUGAUAUGUGUUCAUAUGAUGAAUGUAUGGUAUCAGUUUCAAUGUAACUUUAAAAUUAAAAUUGACUGAACUUACUAUGUUAACCGUUAUCGGUUAUUUUGAAGACUUGACCGGUUAUUUUGAAGACUUGACUAAGAAGCAAGUCCAUUAGAUUAAGCUUGAGUUUUAAAGACUGAACUCUGCAGAUAAUUGACUCAACUCAAUGUUGAUUAUGUUCAAACCCUAAAUAGUCAACUUAAUGUUGAUUACGUUCAAACCCUAAAUAGUCAACUCAAUGUUGAUUACGUUCAAACCCUAAAUAGUCAACUCAAUGUUGAUUACGUUCAAACCCUAAAUAGUCAACUCAAUGUUGAUUACGUUCAAACCCUAAAUAGUCAACUCAAUGUUGAUUACGUUCAAACCCUAAAUAGUCAACUCAAUGUUGAUUACGUUCAAACCCUAAAUAGUCAACUCAAUGUUGAUUACGUUCAAAUCCUAAAUUUUAUUUGUGAAAGCCGUUUAAAUCGCCCAUUUCUAUAUUGAAUGGAAAAGACGUUCAUAAUAUUCUACUGUUCAUACUGUUAAUAAUAUUCAUACUGUUCUACUACAGUAUGUUUUAUCAACGAACUCCCAAAUUCUUAGCAGCUACACUAGGCCCUUGUUAAUGAACGGUAUAGCUUUGAAUAGUGAAAACAUAAAAUGGCCUUCCAAAGAAUACAUGGAGGAAGCCAAAUCGACAGGAAAGUAUAUCGCAAAGAAUAUGAUUCCCACAAGAUUCCUAAUGGAUGGCAGCAAUGCCAUGAUAACUUAUCCUCGAUUUAAACCUGGAGUCCCGUUUAAAAUUGGGAAUUUCAAAUAUCAAAACAUUUCUAUCAGCUGGAACCCUACCCUGACUGGGAGAUGCAUGAAGAGAACAGUACUGUGAAUAUAGUGAAUGCUUUAGAAAUAUUCUUGGACUGUAACAAGGUGUUGUGGGUGUUAGACAUGGAUGUUAGAUAUUAUAUAGAUGUGACCACCGGGAAAAAUGAUGUGACACCUAUGAUAACUGAGGAGAGUCGGUUAGAGUCGGUUAGAGUAGGAGACAGUGUCGUGAGAAACUUGGUAGUGUCAGAUUAAAUUAUCUGUGGAACUAAGUUGUGGUGUACCCAGACACUGUACUUUAGAUCAUAAAUGUGAGGAAAUUGGUUUCAGGGCAUGAGUUGGUCUUAACACUUUAUAACAAUAUGGACUAAUGGUGUAGAUGGUAGAUGC